This is a messenger RNA of Plasmodium adleri (nom. inval.), 5628 nucleotides long. Its product is annotated as ferlin, putative. NCBI's taxonomy places the organism in Eukaryota, Apicomplexa, Aconoidasida, Haemosporida, Plasmodiidae. Gene Ontology annotation, biological process: plasma membrane organization. Bases 1 to 5628 code for a protein of 1875 amino acids. The record is from RefSeq and is a predicted model, not a curated record. The transcript has a single exon.
AUGAGAACUAUUUCUGUCGGUUUCACCAUUUACGAAGCACAAAAUUUAGAAGCUGAUGACAAAAGUUUAUUAGAUCCUUUAGUAGUUGUUCGUUGUUGCAAUAAUGAAUACAUAACAAAAAAAAAGAAAAAGAAAUAUAACGCUGUAAACUGGGAAGAAAGUCAUAUAUGGGAUAGAAUUAUAUUAUCUGAAAUUGAAUGGAAUGUUUCAAAAAUAGAAUUUGAGGUUCAGAGUGCUAAUAUUUUAUGGCGGAAUGAUAUAAUAGGUGUAAUAUCAUUUGAACUUAAACUUAUUAAGAAUAAAAGAAAUCAUCAAAUUCAGGGUAUCUAUCCAAUACUUUCUAAGAAUGGUACUGAAAUUAGAGGGCAAUUAAGACUUAAAGUUAUUGUAUGUGAUGAAAAUGAUUAUAUAAGUAAUAAUAAUAUUUUUAAUGGUUUAACAGAAAGUAAUAAUGAAAAUAAAAUUGAAGAUAAUGAAGAAAUAUAUAACGACUUAACAAAAGCUGUUGUUGAAGAAAAUCUUGUAACUUUAAGAGAUGAAAAAAGUCGUUUUUAUUAUUUAUAUGUAAAUAUACAUAAGAUCGAAGAUAUAUAUACAGAUAUAAGUAAAAAGGAAUAUCGAGAUUUAUAUAUAACAUGUGAUUUUAAUGGAUGUCAUUUAAAAUCUAGUCAAGCAAGAAAUUGUAUUAAUUAUACAUUUAAUGAAUGCUUUAAAAUACCUAUUGCUACUCCUAUAUUAGAUGAUUCCAUAAUAUUGAAAAUAUGGGAUUGGAAUUUUCUAUCAAAUGAUGAAUUGAUAGCUAUAGGUGUAUUAUCAUUUAACCAAAUAAAAAAUAAAUGUCUUAAUCCAACAUGGCUUAAUUUAUAUGGUUUUCAUAAAAAAGAAUUUGACUUGGAAAAAAUUACAAAAAAUAAUAUAAACAAUAAUAAUAGUAAUAAAUAUUAUGAUAUAUCUAAUGAUUAUAAUUUACUUUUAGAGGGGAAUUUUUAUCUAGGUAGAAUAUGUAUCAGUAGUUAUGUUGAAAGGAUAAACAAUUUUGAUAAUCUAAAUAUAGCCAUUAUUCAAAGUUGUUUAGCAUAUGAUGACCCAUUAUAUAUACCUAUAACAUUAUUAUGUGAUAUUUAUUUAGUUACAGGAAUUUUGUCAAAAAAUAUUUACGUCGAAUUGACAUGCGGUCCACACAGAAAAAAAACACAAUGCGUAUCUGUUAGUGAAAUGUUAAAACAAGAUGUAGAUGCUAAACAAAACAAUACAAAGAAAAAAACAAAAAACAAAAAAAACAAAAUUAUAAAAGAUAUACAUAAUUCAUAUUUAGAUAAUCAAAUUGUAAAUAAUAAUUAUGAUAAUAAUAUUUAUACAUAUAAUCAAAAUACUAAUCCAUUAUUCACAUUUGAUGAGAUACUUAAUUUGGAUAACGUUUUCAAUAAGGUCACUGAGAAGCAACAAAUUAUUGAAAAUAAUGAACAUACAGAAUUUUAUUUUAGUGCUAAUAAAGGAAAAAUAGAAAAUAUGAAAUUAUGUGUUGUUCAGGAAGAAUAUCAACAAUGGGAUAUCAUCAUAAAUGUAUAUGAAAAGGUAUAUAAUAAUUCAUAUAAUGAAAAUAAUUUUCUUCCAAGUCUUUUAUAUAAUAAUGAAGACACAAAAAAUAAUGAACAAUCGAAAUUAACUGAAUAUCAAAAAUAUAGAAAGAAAAAAGAAGAAAUUGAACAAUAUGAACAAAAUAUAUCUAAUCAUAUGGAUAGAAGAAUUGCAUAUUAUAGAAUGCCAUUAAAAAAUGUUCUUUCAUAUAAUGAAAAAAUAUCUAGAUGUCCUAUAUGGAUACCAUUAAAAAAUAUUCCAAAAAAUGUACAAGGAGAUUUUAAUUGUAUGUAUAAUAUUUUUCAAAAUGGUUCUAUAUUAUUAAAUUUAGAAAAAUCUUUUGAUGUACAAUUAGGAAUAAAUAGAAGAAAAAAAUUAAUACCUGUUAAUUAUGAAUUAAGAUGUUAUAUAUAUGCUUGUAGAAAUGUUAUAUCACAUUUUAAUGAUUCACCUAAUACAUUUGUACAUAUAUCAUGUGCAGGAAAAAUGAAAAUUACUUCACUUUCUUUAAAUACAUGUAAUCCAGUCUAUUUACAAUGUCUUAAAUUGAAUAUUAAUAUUUUAACAGAUUAUUCCAUAGGUCUACCUACCAUCCCUCUCAUCAUUGUCACGUUGUAUGAAUUCCACAAUGAUACUUUUUAUUACAUAGGAAGAUGUUAUUGUAAUUAUGAUAUAUAUCUUAAACAAAGUGGGAAUAAAUAUAAUUUUACAGAAAAGGGAUCGAAAUAUAAUGUAGUUGAACAAAUAAAACCUAAAUGGAUAAAACUAAAAGGAAGCAAAUAUACAAAGGCAAUGUAUGCUAACAAUUUAUGGCAACAUAAUGGUAAUGAUAAAAGAAUAAUGCAGGAAUAUUUGUAUGAAAAACAACAAGAGAUAUUCAACAAUAGUAAUAUCAACAAUAGUAAUAUCAACAAUAAUAAUAAUAAUAUUAAUAGGGAUAAUUAUCAUAAUAAUAAUAAUAUGUAUCAAUAUAAUGACUUAUUAUAUGGUGAACGAGUUGGUGAUAUUCUCUUAUAUUUUGAACUUGUUCAAUCUAAAGAUGCAAUGAAAUUUCCUAUUUAUCCUAUGAUCACUGAAAUAAAGAAAUGUACCCUUUCCUUUUUUUGCAUGUCUUUAGAAAAUCUUAUAUUAAUGAAAAAGCAACAUUUCUUAAAUAAACUAUCAUUUGAACAAAAUAAAAAAAAUCAAAUAACAACCCCAAUUAUCCUUUUGUCUAUAACGUCUUAUUCUUCUUAUGGGAAAAAAAAAAAUGAACUCAUGAUUAAAUAUGAAAAAACAUUAAAAGCUAAUACAAGAAUACAAUUAAAAAAUUGGAAAAAUUCAUUCAAUCAACAAAGUUUUGAAAUGUUCUCAAUAGAAAAUAUGAAUAUUGACAUUCCAUUAGAUCCUAUAUUUGAUCCUAUACUUAAUAUAAAAGUAUAUAACAAAAAAGUGAAAUCAAAAUAUUUUAUUGGAGAAACAAAUAUAUCUCUUGUUCCAUAUCUUCCAUGGAUAAAAAAUAUAGAUGAAGUCCUUUAUUAUUUACAAGCUCAUGAUGAUUAUUCGGAAACAAUUAAUUUGAAAAAUAUAGAUAAUGCAUUUAAUAUAUAUAAAAAUAAAAACGCAGCUCUUGUCAUAUCAGCUAUUUCACUAGCUGACUGUGAGGACACAUUAUCAUUGAAGGAAGAAAUUAAUAAAUAUGAAAAUGAUGAUGACGCUGCAUGGAAAGAAAUACCUCUUUUUAAUUUGGACCAAGGAAAUCAAAAAGAGGAUAAUAAAAAUAUAUCUGCUGAGUCGAAAAAGGUAAUUAAUAAUUAUGAUGGAUAUUAUAAUGGUGCAUAUGAAAUGGGAAUGUACAAUAUGGAAGCACACAACAUGAAAAAUUAUGAUAAUAAUAAUAUUAAUAAUAUUAAUAAUUACAAUAAUUAUGUAGGUCCACACAAAUUUUAUAAUAAUAAUAUACAACAAAAUGAUAUCAGAAAUAAUGCUAGGUAUAGUCAUACAAACAACAUGAUGAUCAAUAAUAUGUAUAAAAAUAAUAUAUAUAAUCCUUCCCAAUUUGGUGUAAUUAAUUAUAAUAAUUAUUAUGAUAAAAAUAAUACACAAUAUUUUUAUAAUAAUAACAUAAAUAAUUUUAACAAAUUAUCAAAUAACAAAUUUAGCUCAUAUUUAUCAAGAAUUCAAAAAGAUACAUAUAAUAUAAAAUAUAAUAAUAGUAUAUAUAAAUUAUUUGAUGAUGGUAUUCCUGAAAUAAUAAAAUUAAGCUAUAAUGUUAAGAAUUAUCCAUAUAUAAAAAUAUUAACAAGCAAAUAUAUUUUAAAUGUACAUAUUCCUCCAAGAUUUAUUUUAUAUGUAGAAGGUGAUAAAUUAAAUAUUGAAAAAUUUAUAAAAAAUAUAAAUCGUGUAUCUGUUGAUGGUAUUUUGGAAAACUAUCUUGAUGAUAUAUUAAUUCCCUCUUUACCCUUAAUAAAAAAAUGCAAUAAUUUAUCAUCUGAUAAUAAUUAUAAUGAAAAUAAAAUAGAAAAACAAGGUAUUAAAUUUGGCUGUUUUGAACAAUUUCCAUUUGUUGAAAUUAUAGGUGGACAAAUUAAAUGUUUUACAAAAAUUAAAUAUAGAAAUUUAGAAUCUGAAAAUAUGCCUUUAAGUUUAAAAGAUAUAACAAAUCAAAGUAUAUUCAGAAAUAAAUUUAGAGGGAAAAAUAAAAUUCCUUUAUAUUUAAAAAUACGUGUAUAUGUAUUAAGAGGCAUAGGAUUAUAUGGUAUAAAUAAUGAAUAUACGGCAAAUCCAUAUUUGAUUUUUUCAUUAGGAGAAAAAACAUCUAAUUUAAGAAAUUCUUUCAAACGUUCAAAUAUAAAUCCAGAAUUUGGAUGCUUAUGGGAAAGCGAAGCUAUAUUUCCUGAAGAUGAAAUAUUAACUAUUAGUGUUUAUAGUGCUGAAGAUAAUUAUGAUAAACAAGUAAAUGAUAUAUAUAUAGGAUCAACUGAAAUUAAUUUAUUUGAUAGAUGGAUGAGUAAAGAAUGGAGACAUAUGAUGAAGAAAAAUAAAAUACCUGUUGAAUAUAGACCAUUAUAUAGUAAUUAUAUAAAACAUCCAAAAAGUGUUUCAUCUAAUAAUUAUAAUACUAUGAAUAGUUGGAAUAAUAUUUUCUCAUUUUUUGACAUAUUUAAUUAUUUAAUGACCUAUACAUCAACCACAAAAAGUAACAACAACAAUAAUAAUAAUAAUAAUAGUAAUAUUAAUAUUUAUGGAAAUCAGUCUUUGAAAGAUACACAUUCAAACAUAUCCUUUGGUAAUUCACAAAAGAACAAUAAUGGUAUAUUAGAAAUGUGGGUAGAAAUUAUGGAUUAUGAACAAUCCAAGAAAAUACCUAUACAUAAAAUGGUUCCACCAAAAAAGACAGAAAUUGAAAUAAGAAUAAUUAUAUGGAGAUGUACUAUGAUAUCAAAUAAAGAUAAUAUUAAUAAAACUAUGGAUUUAACAGUAACAUCUGAAUUAGAUUGUAUAACAUAUAAUGGUAAAAAUCCCACUAUGCAAUCAACUGAUGUACAUUAUAACUGUAAAACAGGAAAUGCUAUAUUUAAUUGGAGAAUUGUUUAUCCUAAUGUUACUCAUCCUUUAAAUACAUGCUUUUUACAGCUAGCUGCAUAUAAUAAUAAUAAUGUUGGAGUUAGUGAAUUUUUAGGAGAAGUGAAUUUAGAACUAUCCAAAUAUAUACAAAAAGCAUCACAAAUAUUAAAUAAAUUUGAAUUAGAUGCAGAACUUAAAUUAAGGAAAAAAACAGAUACUGAUCAUAAUAAAAAUAAAUAUAAUGGAUAUAUACAGGUAACUGUUCAAUUUAUUCCACAAAAUAAAGCUAAUAUAAAACCUGUAGGAUUAGGUAGAGAUGAACCAAAUAGAAAUCCUUAUUUAAAAACACCUGACACUGGAAGAGAAUGGAACGAUUUUAUGUAUUCCAUAGGAUUUAAUGAUAUAUAUAGGCCUUUCUGGAGUUCUUUAAAAUUGGCUUUUAUUUGUCUUCUAGUUAUAUGGGUGUUUGUAUUAUCCUUCGUGUACCCGUCAUUGUUAAUGUAA